Messenger RNA from Daphnia pulex (common water flea), 2301 nucleotides. Its product is annotated as collagen alpha-1(VIII) chain-like. The record is from RefSeq and is a predicted model, not a curated record. Lineage: Eukaryota; Metazoa; Arthropoda; Branchiopoda; Diplostraca; Daphniidae. Bases 411 to 2015 code for a protein of 534 amino acids. The transcript is spliced from 8 exons.
UAUGCUGGGGACUAUCGCUCCAGGUGGAAUCCCCUCACCCAUCCGCUGAUCGCCUUGUUCUUCGGGACAAUCAGCGUUUAUUUCAAAGGUGUAUACUAAGGCGUCGCGGGAAUUUCAUCUCCUCAUCGUAUGGCGUCACCUACUUAAACGACCGAUGGUCUCUCAGCCCUAGUCAGUGCCCAACUGCAGGCAGUUCGUGGUGCAACAUCGCAUUCGUUUCCUGGUGGAGGUAGGUAAUUCAGUUUGGCUACCAAACACCUCAAAGUGUGCAGGGAAGAUUUUCGUGUCGUGCCCGUGCCGUAUCGUAUAGUGUCUCACUUGUAGGAUUACAUUUUCUGCGCAUUGAAUCAGCGAAACUUAUUAACCUACUACCACUGGUUCAACACUUCCAUUGACCACCAAACCUACUGAUGUGUGUUAAAGUGUCUACCAUGAAGGUGCUGAUUAUUGCGCCAAUGUUGGUGGCGGUCACAAUUUUCUCCUUGGCUGAAGCGACUCCGCGUCGAGAAGUGCUCGACAGAAUUAUACCGAUUUCCAGAGAAGAUUGGGCCUUGUUGAACCCUUACGGCUCAGAUCCCAGUGCCUAUCCAGCCGAAGAGCGAGCCAACAUUGAAAGAAUUCAGGAACAAUGGGAGCGCUUUUUCGAUUUUUUACCGUGGCUUAAAGGUCCUCCAGGCCCUCCCGGCCCUCCUGGCCCCCCUGGAACGGCUAUCGUUAGAGGAGUUGGAAGAGACGGCGAAUAUGAAACUGAAGAGGGCAGAUAUGGAGGUGGAGGUGGCGGAGGACAUGGCGGAGGUGGUUACCGAGGUGGAGGAGGAGGAGGCUAUGGCGGAGAUCGCUAUGAGAAGCCAAAAUACAUUCCAGGUCCUCCUGGCCCACCUGGCCAACCUGGUCCCGCUGGGUAUAAGGGAGAUACUGGAGCUCCCGGUUACCCUGGUGCUAUUGGAGCUCCGGGGUAUCCUGGUAAAAAUGGAGGUCCCGGUCCGCAAGGCGAAAGAGGCCUUGCAGGAAAACCAGGCUAUGAUGGAAUUCCUGGAAAACAGGGAGUUCCUGGAGAAAGAGGUUAUCCGGGUAAAGCUGGACCUCCCGGUUUGGCUGGAGUACCAGGCUACAACGGAAAGGAUGGCUUUCCUGGUCUGCCUGGAUCUAAAGGAGAACCUGGAUACAAUGGACGACCUGGCAAAGACGGACUCCCCGGACCUGUUGGUCCUCCCGGUUAUGCUGGAUCUCCGGGAAAAGAUGGAUAUCCGGGAGCUAACGGCGUGCCAGGACCAAAGGGAUCGAUCGGACCCGUUGGGCCAGUGGGAUAUCCCGGCAAAGAGGGACCUCCAGGUUAUCCUGGGAAACCGGGGCUCAAAGGGGAUGCUGGCUACAAUGGACUUCCGGGUAAAGAUGGAUAUCCGGGAGCUCCCAGUAAAGUUCCCGGGCCAAGAGGUCCCCAAGGAAAAGAUGGUUUACCAGGAAUUGUCGGCCCUAUUGGACCUCCUGGUUAUACGGGAGCACCUGGGUCACCUGGUAAACCAGGAAAAGAUGGCUUAAUAGGACCCCCUGGUACUCCUGGUUACCCCGGAGAACCUGGACAAAUCGGACCUCAAGGAAAAUCUGGGGCACCCGGCCAUCCCGGAAAUCCAGGACGCCCUGGUCAAAUAGGACCUAUAGGGCCAGUUGGAGGAGUAGGUGCGCAAGGAAAGCCCGGCCCUCCAGGUUAUCCUGGUGUGCCUGGUCCUGAAGGACAAUCAGGACCUCGAGGGAAACCCGGUGCUGAUGGCUAUCCCGGGCCACCAGGAUCACCAGGACCUUCAUAUUCUCCUCCCCCAAAAUACGAGAAACCUUCCUAUGAGCCACAGAGUUACAGUACUGGCGGAGGAUCAGGAUAUUCGUCACAAAAUUACAGAUCACAGCAGAAAGAACCAAGAGUGACAAAUCUCCACGAAGUCAAAUCAAACAAGGCCUCGUCUGCUGCCGUCGAUUUAAGCUUCUUAUCUGCUCCCACGUUAACUAGCCUUUGGAAUUAAUUAACGGAUUUUUUGUUUGUGUUUUUAAUUCCCUGUUUAAGUCUGAUGGCUCGUUGAUCAAGUCCUUUGGCCUUUCUCGUCUGUUAUUAAGAGUUCGAAAUUGUUCCCAUUGAGUAAUUUUUUAAAUUUGUUUGAACCACUCUCGAUUGAAAAACCAUCUAAGAGUAAGACAAAGUAUUUAUAUAUGUAUUUAUAGAAUGCCCCAAAACAACUCAUUACUUUGUUAUUUUCAUGUUAUUUAUUUGUCGUUGCGAAUACUAAAUCUAUUUAUUUGAUUCUGCCAAAA